Closterium sp. NIES-65 is the source of this 450-nucleotide messenger RNA. The record is from the annotation of a GenBank genome assembly. Lineage: Eukaryota; Viridiplantae; Streptophyta; Zygnematophyceae; Desmidiales; Closteriaceae.
AUGUAUGCAGGUUACAAGAGGAGAGAUAUUCUAACAAGUGCCACGGCUGUGGUGGUUCGCCUGCAGCUGUCGCUGCGGCCCCAGCGCACGGCGCACACGUUCUGCGUGUUUCUGGAGCGGUUCAAAGCGGUGGGCGUGGAGAGGAACAAUCUGAUUCAGCCCACCAUGGCGCUCAAUAGCUGGGGCGAGGGCAUCCUAGCAGCAUCGCUGGCAGGCCCGAACUUCUACCCCUCGGCUGCCUACGCACGUAUCAACGGCAACACUGAUGUGGGCAGGAUCGUCGUCGCGGGCCCGGGGAAAGCGCCUCUCGACGACUACCUCACGUACCGCUUCAACAUCCCUGUGCUGCUGUAUGGGGACUUCAUGUCGGCCACAAUAGAUGAGGACGGCAACGUGUGGGCGGCGGUGGAGUAUGUGGGCGGCGUGGAGCGGACGGACUAUAGCGACUAG